Messenger RNA from Selaginella moellendorffii, 1937 nucleotides. RefSeq names its product UDP-glycosyltransferase 87A1. Lineage: Eukaryota; Viridiplantae; Streptophyta; Lycopodiopsida; Selaginellales; Selaginellaceae. The transcript has 2 exons. The record is from RefSeq and is a predicted model, not a curated record. The coding region runs from base 11 to 1384 and encodes 457 amino acids. Gene Ontology annotation, molecular function: UDP-glycosyltransferase activity.
UCUCGUCUCAAUGGCUGCUCCUCCACAGCCGCAUGCUCUGGUCUUUCCAAUGGAUGGGCCUGGCCAUUUCAAUGCUCUACUCUCGCUGUCGGAUCGACUAGCGGAUGAAGAACACGGGUUGCAGAUCACUGUCGUUUUGCCCCAAGUCACUGUGGAUCGAAAUCGGGCUUCUCUGGAGCGAGAACAUCCGCGGAUGGGCUUCGUUGGCGUCCCCGACGGCCGCGCAGACGUGGGAUUCAAGUCGAUUGGUGAGGUUUUCAAGUCGCUUGACCGAAUGCAGGAGCCGCUCGAAGAUCUGCUGCAGAGUCUGGAUCCUCCGGCCACUCUGAUCAUCGCGGAUGGCUUCGUUGGGUGGAUGCAGGACGUUGCGGACAAAUUCGGGAUCCCUAGAGUCUGCUUCUGGGCUUCCUCUGCAACCUGCGAGAUCCUGUACUUCAACUUGCCGUUUCUCAUCUCCAGAGGCUACGUUCCUCUAAAAGAUCCAGAAAACGCAAACGAGCUGAUCACGAUCAUACCCGGGCUACAUCCAGCUCGCCGCAAGGAUCUCCCACACUGCUUUCUCCAUGAAGCUCAGGGAUUAGAGUUGAUGACCAGCUUCAGCCAGCGCACAGUGGAGGCAUUGUGCGUGAUCGGCAACACAUUUGAGGAGCUAGAAGCUGAAGCAAUCGCAGCGAACCAAGAGAAGCUGAGAUACUUCCCAAUCGGCCCCCUGCUGCCUCCGUGGUUCUUUCAGGAUGAGCAUUUGCCUGAGCCCACAGAAGAAGGCGAUGUGAGCUGCAUCGACUGGCUGGACAAGGAAUCUCCAGGCUCGAUUCUCUACAUCGCAUUCGGCAGCGGGGCUCGCCUCGCCACAGAGCAAGCGGAUCGACUUCUAAAGGCGCUGGAAGCUGCGAAGUUUGGGUUCUUGUGGGUCUUUAAGGAUCCAGACGAUGACGCGCUUCUCCGGAAGGCGCAAUCGCUCGAAGGCGGCAGAGUCGUCCCCUGGGCGCCGCAGCUGCGCGUCCUGCGCCAUGAUUCAGUGGGCGGAUUUUUGUCUCACAGCGGAUGGAACUCGACUAUGGAAGCCAUUUGUUCCGGGGUGCCGCUUCUCACCUGGCCACGGUUCGCCGAGCAGAAUCUCAAUGCCAAGAUGGUGGUGGACAAGUGGAAGAUCGGAUUGGAGAUCAACAAUGACGAUCCAAAUGCGCUUGUGGAACCGGACAAGCUGGUGCAAGUGAUGAAUGCGGUGAUGGAUGGGGGUCAGGUUUCCAAAGAGCUCAAGGCGAAUGCAAUGAAGCUAAGCGAGGCUGCUAAAGGAGCUGCGAGUCAGGGUGGAUCCUCCCACAAGAACUUGCUGGAGUUCAUCGAGUACAGCAAGAAUCAAGCAAAGAAACAGCAAGGCUGAUUCACAGUUACAUCUGAAACUCGUGAAAUGCCCCGGAUCGGCUCUUUAUGAGCAGGUGUCUGAUGAGCUUUCUGGACGAUUAGUACAUUUCAGGAUCACUCUCAUUCUAUCUCAGGCUAUGAUUUGUGAGAGACCUGGUGCUUGGCAGCGAGACCAGGGUGUCGGCCAUUCAGCAAAGCCUUAGAGGCGAAUGAUCGAAUGCUGUAUCCUGUUGAAGAGAUGAUGAAGACCCUGGAUCUUCCAGCGGAUUUGAUCAUCUCGGUCAUCCUACGGACUCGGGAGGGCGUUCUUGCAAACACUGGAACAAUCUCCGCAUGUCGAAAUCCAUGUUGGCCCCUUGAUCACUACUCCGCUGCUUGGACCAGCUUCCACUCUGUACCUUGCACGGAAGCGUGACUGUUCUAUCCAAGAGCACUCCACUUUGCGGUGGCAUGACUUUUAUUGGGUUGUUAUCGACGGUGCGUCGGUCUUCUUUAUAGUGACUAGUCGUUGACUUCCAUGUUGGGCCUCGCUGUGGCCGUCUACAUCAUAAUCGUGAAGGUCGUAUUCAGUC